UUUCUCUCCACACGCAAAUUACACAAUUCUGUCUCUCAAAAUCUGUAUAGUCUGUAUAAUUGAGAAACAAUAACGGUGAACAAAGGAACAAAGAGAAAGAUUGAGAUUAACAAAAUCAUUAAAAAGACCUCGUUCAUGCCUAUAUGCACCAAACGCCAAUGGUGAAAAAAGGAGGCACGAGGAGGAAGAUUGAGAUCAAGAAGAUUACGAAGAAGACUUCUCUCAUGCCAAUUUGCACUAAACGCCGUGAAGGUCUCUUUAGCAAAGCCUCUCAGCUUUGUCUUCUCUCCGGUGCACAAAUCGCUAUCCUAGCGACUCCUUCUUCUUCUGAAUCCAACGUCUCCUUCUACUCUUUCGGUCACUCCUCUGUUGAUGCCGUUGUCUCUGCUUUUCUCUCUGGACAACGUCCUGUUCCUGUUCCGGAUGAUGACAAAGAGACGAGGGAGGACGUUGGUAUUUGCCUGACUCGAAAGAAUCUAGGGUUAGGGUUUUGGUGGAAUAACGAGAGCCUUGCCAGAUCGGAGAAUCCUCAAGAGCUUAGUGACGCUAUCGAUUCCAUGUGGACGUUGUUGAGUAAUCUCAAGGAAUUGCGUGCGGAGGAAGCUUUAGUCAGUAACCAAGCUUUCGUUAAUGAUCAUGAGGACCUGAAGAACAACGUGAAGAGAAUAAUUGUUUCAGACCACGGAACUCAUGAUCAAACCCUAGAUCUUCAGUGCACUUCGGCAAUUUGUUGCAUUCCUGAUGAUUCACCUGAAAAUUUCAAUGAGAUCAGUCAAGAGCCAGAUCAUCAAACCCUAAAUCAGCUUCAGUCCAGUACUUCUGCAAUUUGUUGCGUCCCUGAUGAAUCACCUGCAAAUUUCAACGAGAUCACUGAAGAACAUGAUCAGAUUCUCUCGAUUUGUGAAAGUUUUUGUGUUACGGACAACAACAACAACAAUGCUUUAACUGAAGUAAACUUGGAUUAUGAUCAAGACAUGGAUAACAACAACAACAAUGCUUUACCUGAAGGAAACUUGGAUUAUGAUCUGGAGAUGGAUAUUGAUCAACUCAUUGAUUUCGAGACUAAUUUUGAAAGCUCGCUAGAUGAUUGGUUUUCGGACAACACUCAUCAGGAACUUCAGGAGACUACUACUGCAACUCUUUUGACCAAUUCUGAAGCUGUUGUUGAUGAUCAUGUCUCUGUUGAUGAUUUUGAGGGCCUUGAAGAUUCAGAUUUGGUGUUUCAGAGAUGUUUGGAUGGAGAUGAUCUACGAUUCUCUGAUUUUAUCCACGACUUUACAAACACUAUUGCAGCAAUUUGAAGAUAAUCUCUCUGCAUCUUCUUUCAAAUUAACUUCUAAUUACUUCUUUAUUUGUAUGUAUGUUUUGGUUCUGUAGAAUUUGGUUAGAGAUAUGUCUUAUUGAUGUAAUGAAUGAAGUGCUUGGUUUGAC
Messenger RNA from Arabidopsis arenosa, 1431 nucleotides. The record is from the annotation of a GenBank genome assembly. NCBI's taxonomy places the organism in Eukaryota, Viridiplantae, Streptophyta, Magnoliopsida, Brassicales, Brassicaceae.